AUGAGUAGAUUCUUUGCUACCGGCUCGGAUUCCGAGUCCGAUACAUCGUCCGAAGAAGAACAGGUUAUCCGCCAACCAACAGCGAAUUUCACAUUCAGCGAUGAUGAAGAAGAUACAAAACGUAUUGUACGGUCACUAAAAGAAAAACGAUAUGAAGAAUUGACAAUGACAAUUAAGCAGAUCAGAAAUCAUAAGAAAAUCAAAGAUAUGAGUAGCUUGCUGACCAGCUUUGAGGAACUAACCCGUGCAUACACUAAAGCAUUCAAUGCGGUUAUACUAAAAGAAGAAAAUGGAAUAGCACCACGUUUUUUUGUCCGUUGCUUAGUUGAAAUGGAAGAUUUUAUUAAUGAUGUUUGGGAUGAUAGAGUGGGACGUAAAAAUUUAUCAAAAAAUAACUCUAAAAGUUUGGCUUCUCUUAGACAAAAAUUUAGAAAGUAUGUAAAAGAUUUUGAGAGCGAUUUAAUUAAAUUCCGAGAAAAUCCUGAUCUACCGGACCAAGAAGAAGACCAAAAAGAAGAUGAAGAUGUAGAUUCUGAUCAAAGUAAAAGUGAAGAUGAAGCUCCAGCUGCUUCUUUCAAGAAAACUGAAGAAAAAAUACCUAAGGCUCCAAAAGCUGGUGGUGAUUCUGACAGUGAUGAUUCGUUUGAUUGGGGCAGUGACUCUGAAAGUUCUUCUUCUAGCAGUGAAGAUGAAGGUCAAUAUCAAAGUAUAAGAGAACGGUUUUUGAAAAAAUCAACUGAUAAAGACGAUGAUGAAAAGAAAGAAAAGAAAAAAGAACGCAAGGAAAAACCUAAAAAAUUAAAACGAGAAGAAGAAGAUGAAAGUGAUUCUGAAUGGCAAAAAGUGCGAAGAGGAGUAGCUAUUCCGUCUGAAAAACCAAAAAUGUUUGCAAAAGAUGCAGAAAUUACUCCAGAAGCUGUUUUACGUAAAUUAACUGAAGUAAUUGCUGCUCGUGGAAAGAAGCGUACAGAUCGAAGAGAACAAAUUGAACUGUUACAUGAAUUGUUGUUGAUUUCAGAAGCUCAUAGUUUAGGACUAGGAUUAAGAGUAAAAAUAAAAAUGUCAAUUAUUUCUUCUAUUUUUGAUUACAAUCCUAAAGUAUCUGAUGCUAUGAAACCAGAAAUUUGGAGCAAAUUAUUGGAUUGUAUUGUUGAACUUCUGGACUUAAUUCUUCCUGUUAAAGACACAAUAUUUAUUGGAGAAUCAGUAGCAGAAGAUGCUGAAACUUUAGACAAGCCUACUUUUAGAGUACGAGGAUGUGUGCUUACAAUUGUUGAACGAUUGGAUGAAGAAUUCACAAAACUUUUGAAAGAAUGUGAUCCUCACAGUAAUGAUUAUGUACAAAGAUUGAAGGAUGAAAAACGUGUUUGUGAAAUCAUUGAUAAAGUUCAACUGUUUUUGGAACACCAAAAUAUUGAGUCAGAAGUUUGUCGUAUUUAUAUGCGAAAAAUUGACCAUCUCUACUACAAAUUUGAUCCACUUGUAUUAAAGCAAAAGAAGGGAGAAAUACUUGCAUCACAUAAAACAAAUGUUCAAAUAAUGGAGAACUUAUGUAAAUAUAUUUAUGACAAAGAUUCUACAGAUCGUUUGAGAACUAGAGCAAUUUUGUGUCAUGUAUAUCAUCAUGCCUUACAUGAUAACUGGUUCCAAGCGAGAGAUUUAGUACUUAUGUCUCAUUUACAAGAAACCAUUCAACACUCUGAUCCUGCCACCCAGAUUCUUUACAAUCGUACCAUGGCACAUAUUGGCUUGUGUGCAUUUCGUCAAGGUAACAUAAAAGAUGCGCACAACUGUUUAGUUGAUCUAAUGAUGACUGGUAAAGUGAAAGAGUUAUUAGCCCAGGGAUUGUUACCACAAAGACAACAUGAACGUAGCAAAGAACAAGAAAAAGUUGAAAAACAAAGACAAAUGCCUUUCCAUAUGCAUAUUAAUUUAGAACUCUUGGAAUGCGUGUACCUGGUGUCAGCUAUGCUUAUUGAAAUUCCAUAUAUGGCUGCUCAUGAGUUUGAUGCUCGGCGACGUAUGAUUUCCAAAACAUUUUAUCAACAACUACGUUCUAGUGAACGUCAGUCUUUAGUUGGUCCUCCAGAAUCAAUGAGAGAACAUGUUGUUGCUGCUAGUAAAGCAAUGAGAAAUGGAAAUUGGUCUGCAUCCCGUAAUUUUAUAAUCAACGAAAAAAUGAAUGCCAAGGUAUGGGAAUUGUUCUAUGAAAGUGAUAGAGUAAGAGAUAUGUUAGAACGUUUGAUUAAAGAAGAAUCUUUGCGUACAUACCUGUUUACUUAUUCUCAUGUUUACAACUCUAUAUCAAUGAAGACAUUAUCAGAGAUGUUUGAACUCCCAAAAAGCACCACUCAUUCUAUUAUCUCAAAAAUGAUAAUUAAUGAAGAAUUAAUGGCUUCUCUUGAUGAUCCCACACAAACAGUUGUUAUGCAUCGUAGUGAACCUAGUAGGUUACAAUCACUUGCUCUACAAUUGGCUGAUAAAGUUAAUAACUUUGUGGACUCCAAUGAAAGGAUUUUUGAAAUGAAACAAGGAAACUUUUUCCCAAGAGACCGCAAUCAAAAUCAAGGACAAUAUAGACAAAACUUUGGUCGGCAAGGUGGUGGUGGACAUGGUGGGCAUGGUGGGCACGGUGGCCAUGGAGGACAUGGUGGACAUGGUGGACAGGAUUGGAAUAGACAACGAAGAGAUAACCGUAAUAAUUAUUAACAGUCUUAAUCAAAUAGUUAUUAUUUUCUUUUUCAUGAAUAUUACAGUUAUAAGUAUAAACUCAAACCUUAUAGGAAAAUAUUUCUGUUCAACUUUUAUAUUGAAUGAAAUUGGUAUAGAAUACAUUUUUAUUCUAUACAAAUGAAAUAUUUGAAAUUUACAAUUAAAUAUUAUUUAUUAAUAUUUCAA
Melanaphis sacchari is the source of this 2898-nucleotide messenger RNA. RefSeq names its product eukaryotic translation initiation factor 3 subunit C (gene eIF3c). Gene Ontology annotation, cellular component: eukaryotic translation initiation factor 3 complex. The record is from RefSeq and is a predicted model, not a curated record. NCBI's taxonomy places the organism in Eukaryota, Metazoa, Arthropoda, Insecta, Hemiptera, Aphididae. Bases 1 to 2709 code for a protein of 902 amino acids. The transcript is spliced from 14 exons. Gene Ontology annotation, biological process: translational initiation. Gene Ontology annotation, molecular function: RNA binding; translation initiation factor binding; translation initiation factor activity.